AGGGAAGACAGGACACUGUAAAGAGCUGGUGAUGGAGCCACUCCAUUUUGGCCAUUGGAGACCCUGAAGGUACAUCUCGUUAGAGCUCAUCUUGUCUGUGAUGUCCCAUUCAGGAAACAAGGCAUCUUCACUUACAAGCAGCCCCUGUCUCGGCAGUUUUGCUCUAAUCUCUCCCUGAGAGUAUUACCAAUGGUUGAGGAAAUUACCUCGGUGGAGUCUGCUGGAAGGGGAACGGCUUAUGACCUGUGGUGAUUGUGUAUGUGGUGUCUUUGGCUGUGGCUCUUUUCUCCUGGGUGGCUGUCAAUCCUUCCAGCUCGGCCAAGGGUGGCUGAGCUCCGAGCUCCAAUGCUGCCACUGCCUGUCUGGGCAGACCUCACCCUCCUUACCCCCCACUUGGCUAUGGUAGCUUGGCCUUGCUGAUCUGUUGCCCUGGAUUCCGUUCCUUGAGCUUUUGAAAGGACAGUGUUUGUGCAUUUGUUUCAGUCUUCUUUGUGCUUACGAAGCUCACUCCUCUAGUUUCCUGAGGCAGCUUUAGCAGAAGCUUUCAGUGCGAAGUGAACUGUGCAGUAGCAGCCAAGAAGGCAGCUGGGAAAUGCCCAGAUUGAGCUAUUGUAUGCUAGAGUCCCUGCCCCUCUGCCUCCAUGACACGAAUGUUAAUUCAGGUGCCUUGAGACCAUUUGAGGAGUGGAAAACCACAACUUGCUCUUAGAAUCCUGUCAGCUCAUUUCUGACUACAUAGGACCAUUCACCCUAGUCCAGCCAGUUAAAGCUGGGCAGAGUUUGUUUGAAGCGGUAAAGCCAGCUCCUCAGGUUGUAUAGGAAGGAGUUAAGUCUUUAUAGGAAGGCAGAGACAAGAUCCAGCACUGCCUGGCCUGGAGUAUACCAAAACAGAUGUGGAGUGACUCCUAACCGCCUUGUCAUUCUAGGGAGGGACGGCGUCAAGGACAAACACAUUUCUUCCCUCUCCACUGGCCUCAACAGCAGCUGCCUGUGAGGGCCCCACAGCCUGUGUCCUGAGAACUUUCGUGGAUGAUCGAACGCCUGAAGGAUGUCCAACCAGGACCUGAGCAUCACCGCAAAACUCAUCAAUGGAGGUAUAGCAGGUCUCGUGGGGGUGACCUGCGUAUUUCCCAUUGACCUUGCGAAGACCCGGCUACAGAACCAGCAGGGGAAAGAUGUGUACAAAGGAAUGACAGAUUGCCUGAUGAAGACCGCACGUGCUGAGGGCUUCCUGGGCAUGUACCGAGGGGCUGCAGUAAACCUCACCCUGGUCACUCCAGAGAAGGCAAUCAAGCUGGCAGCCAAUGACUUCUUGCGGCAGCUGCUCAUGCAAGAUGGGACACAGCGGAACCUGAAGAUGGAGAUGCUGGCCGGGUGUGGGGCUGGAAUAUGCCAGGUGGUGAUUACCUGUCCCAUGGAAAUGCUCAAGAUUCAGCUGCAGGAUGCUGGCCGCUUAGCUGUCUGUCACCAGGCCUCCGCCACAGCCACGCCCACCUCCCGGCCCUACAGCACUGGCUUGACUUCUGCCCACAGGCGCCCAUCGGCCACCCUCAUUGCCCAGGAGCUGCUCCGCACUCAGGGGCUCUCUGGUCUCUAUAGGGGCCUGGGUGCCACUCUCCUCAGGGACAUUCCCUUCUCCAUCAUCUACUUCCCUUUGUUUGCAAACCUGAACCAACUUGGGGUCAGCGAGCUCUCUGGCAAGGCCCCCUUCACACACUCCUUUGUGGCAGGCUGCGCAGCAGGUUCUGUGGCGGCGGUAGCUGUCACCCCUCUGGAUGUUCUGAAGACUCGAAUCCAGACCCUCAAGAGAGGCCUAGGUGAAGACACCUACAGCGGAGUCACCGACUGUGCCAGGAAGCUCUGGACACAUGAGGGAGCAGCAGCCUUCAUGAAGGGAGCUGGCUGCCGUGCCCUGGUCAUAGCCCCCCUCUUUGGGAUCGCCCAGGGUGUCUACUUCAUUGGCAUCGGAGAGCGCAUCUUAAAGUGCUUUGAGUAGUCUGAUGUGUUACUUCUUGCUGUCACCUCUGGCCCUAGGGAACUAGGUGCAGUGCUGGUUAUAAGAUGCCCACCCUCCUGAUGUACAUGGUCUCUUAACUUGUAGUGCUAUCUCAGAAGAAAUGAGCCAUUUUACUAAGCGCCCCCAUCUCCUUUAUGAAAACUAGACUUUGUGGUACAGCCUACCAGGGAUGCUCAGAAGCCCCAAUCACCUAUGUCUAACAAUAGAAUCAACCUUGUGUACUAUGGCAGGACCAUGUGCAGGGCCAGAGGGCCGUCCUUCACUAACAUUCCCACUGCAGGCAAGCGUGGCACAGAAUCGUCCUGUGAGGUUUAGUGUCAAUCCCAGCCCCGAUGCUGUAACAGAUCGGAAGGGCACCUGGGCUGAACCGUGUGCCCUCCCGAGCAUCACCAAUAGUCAAGUGAGCCUCAAUGGGCACUCUGGCCACCUCAGCAGCUGUGGCCAGACACCCAUCCUGGAGUAUGGCCCAGGUCCCUCCUAAUAGAUGCUUUUGGGACAUGAUCUGAAAUAAAGCUGGUUAGACCUUUGUCCUGUAAUCAGCUUAGCAGAUGACUGUCAUUCUGCAGAGCCAAGCCGUGGCUUCUAGGCCCCCACAGCCCAGUUCAUUACCAUCUUCCAACUGCUGUUCUAGAGUGGAGACUGGUUGGGGGGAAAUUUUACACGGAAAGAGUUUGGCUUUUUAAAAAUAAUUAUUUACUAAUUUGCAUG
Messenger RNA from Mastomys coucha (southern multimammate mouse), 2725 nucleotides. RefSeq names its product solute carrier family 25 member 18 (gene Slc25a18). Gene Ontology annotation, biological process: malate-aspartate shuttle; aspartate transmembrane transport; L-glutamate transmembrane transport. NCBI's taxonomy places the organism in Eukaryota, Metazoa, Chordata, Mammalia, Rodentia, Muridae. The record is from RefSeq and is a predicted model, not a curated record. The coding region runs from base 1049 to 1996 and encodes 315 amino acids. Gene Ontology annotation, molecular function: L-aspartate transmembrane transporter activity; L-glutamate transmembrane transporter activity. The transcript has 10 exons.